CGCGCGUAUACCAGCACGACGAGAUAGCUGCGCGCGCGCGAGCGCCGGCUGCAAAUGGGAUUGGGAAUAGCGGCGCGGUUUAAUACGAUUACUGGGUCAGUAGUAGCUGACGGUACUUGCUGAGGCUUCCUACCCUAUACUCGCGAGACGCGCCUUCUUCGCAGUGUGUGGGAUAGGCCGAGGAGGACGAGCCAAAAGUUUUCCGUUUCUUACUGACGCGGCAGGAAAGGGUUGAAGCUGGGAUCGGCCGCUGCCGAUCUGAUCGAGAAUCCGAUUCUCGGAGUGGAGGCUUUGUCUUUUUUUCCAUAGUGUAGAAUUUACAGUGAUAAUCGGAGCCCGAUUGCCAGGAGGCAAGGAGAGACGAGGAGAUGGGAAAGGACGACGCCGAGACCAUCGCUCUCAAGAAGGAACUUGACGACCUGAUCAACAAGUGCAAGGAAGACCAGAAAAAAUGCCAGGACACGACGAUCGAGGACGUGUGCAGCAGUGUCGCGGAUGCGCCGAAGAUAAAGUUGUCUACGAAAAAGAUGCUCAAGGGCCACAUCAACAAAGUCAACUCGGUACACUUUAGCGGUGACAGUAGGCACUGCGUGACGGGCUCUCUCGACGGCAAGCUCAUCAUCUGGGAUACAUGGACGGGCAACAAGGUCCAGGUCAUACCCCUGCGCUCGGCCUGGGUCAUGUCCGUCGCGUUUGCUCCCUCUGGCAAUUUCGUCGCCUGCGGUGGUAUGGACAACAUGUGUACCGUCUACGACGUCAACAACCGCGACGCCACAGGCUCUGCUAAAAUCACCCGUGAGCUUUUGGGCUACGAAGGCUUUCUGUCGUCAUGCAGGUUCCUGGACGACGGCCAUCUCAUCACGGGUUCCGGUGACAUGAAGAUUUGCAUUUGGGACUUGGAGGCGAACAAAAAGACGACGGACUUUGCAGGACACGCCGGUGACAUAGCCAGCUUGAGUCUGGGUCCGGAUGGUAAUACCUACAUCACCGGCUCGGUAGACAGGACCUGCAAACUCUGGGAUCUCAGGGAGGAGGUGGCUCAUCAGACAUUCUUUGGGCACGAGGCUGACGUCAAUUCCGUUUGCUACCAUCCUUCGGGAAAUGCGUUUGUGACGGCGUCGGAGGACAAGACAGCGCGACUCUGGGAUUUGCGCGCAGAUCAGCAGAUUGCUUCCUUCAAGCCACCCAACUCCAACCCUGGAUUCACCUCCUGCGGACUUUCUUUCAGCGGACGGUUCAUCUUCUGCGGCACUGACGACAACAAUAUUCAUAUCUGGGAUACCCUCAAGGUCCAACAUAAUGGAGUCCUGCAAGGUCACGAAAAUCGUGUGACAUCGCUGAGCGUUUCCGGCAACGGCAUGGCGAUGGUCAGCUGCUCCUGGGACCAGAACUGCCGAGUCUGGGUUUAAAAGAUUGCUCUUACGCCGUACACGUGAGAAAUGACGGAAGGAAUGCAUUUAUUAACAACGCUCGCAAUGCAAAGCUAGUCCUCGUCCUCGCAAGUCAAUGUCGAUAAAAGUUCUAUGUGUUUUGUUAUUGAUUAUUUCAAAUAUACUUUAAUUCAAGCUACGCAGAUGAUUUAGAAAAUUUAUUCUCAUUUAAAAGAAAAGAUGACGCAUUUACAUUUUAAUCGAAGGAUCAAGAGAAACAUAUUGGUAUGCCGUAGCGUAUUAUCGAUUGUUUAUAUAUGGCUAAAAAGUCGUAGUAAUAAGACACAUUAGAUUGUACCAAAACACCAUUGGGUUUUUAAUAAAUAAAAAGAGAUUUAGACAAAA
Nasonia vitripennis (jewel wasp) is the source of this 1775-nucleotide messenger RNA. It is a transcript of the gene Gbeta76C, whose product is annotated as guanine nucleotide-binding protein subunit beta-2. The coding region runs from base 369 to 1409 and encodes 346 amino acids. NCBI's taxonomy places the organism in Eukaryota, Metazoa, Arthropoda, Insecta, Hymenoptera, Pteromalidae. Gene Ontology annotation, cellular component: heterotrimeric G-protein complex; cytoplasm. The record is from RefSeq and is a predicted model, not a curated record. Gene Ontology annotation, molecular function: protein binding; signaling receptor complex adaptor activity. Gene Ontology annotation, biological process: G protein-coupled receptor signaling pathway. The transcript is spliced from 6 exons.